GCCGCCUCCCGCAGCCCGGCGGCACCGCAGGGACCUGACCACCGGGGAAGCCGGCAAGGGGUGGGGGGAGGCGGCGGCGGCACAUGACGUGUCUCCGUCAUGGAGCUCAGCGUGAUUCAUCCACAGCAGCGGCGCGCCCGGAGCGGGAUGCUGCGCCCCGUCCCCGCUUAGAGCCGGGCCAGGGGCCAGCCCCGCUCUCUGCCCCGCCGUCUCCUUGGCGCGGGGUGCAGCGUCCCUGGCGGAGCCAAGAUGGAAGAAAUCCUGAGGAAGCUGCAGAAGGAAGCGUCGGGGAACAAACACAAAGCGAUCAAGGAGAGCUGCGGCUGGGCCAUUGAAACUUUGGAAUCUUCUGAUGCUGCUGCUACCAAGAUCCCUCCAUACAAGCUGAGGGAGAAGUGUCUCCUUCCACUGCAGCUGGCUUUGGAAUCAAAAAGCGUGAAGUUGGCCCAACAUGCUCUAGUAGGGAUGCAGAAGCUGCUGUCUGAUGAGAGAUUUGUAUCCGUGGAAACAGGCUCAGAUGAGAAGCAGCUACUAAAUCAGGUGCUGAAUGCUGUCAAAGUGACUCCUUCCCUGAAUGAAGACCUGCAGGUAGAAGUGAUGAAGGUUUUGCUCUGUAUCACGUACACCUCCACAUUUGACCUGAAUGGAAGUUCAGUGCUAAAGAUUGCUGAGGUUUGCAUUGAGACAUAUGUAUCUAGCUGUCACCAGCGGAGUAUUAACACCGCUGUGCGGGCAACCCUCAGCCAAAUGUUGAGUGACUUGACUUUACAGUUACGGCAAAAGCAAGAGAAUACGACAACUGAAAACCAUGAAGCCAUGCAAGAGUUCAAGAGCCAAGGUUCAACAGUAGAGUCCCUUUGCGACGAUGUUGUGUCUGUCCUCACUGUGCUCUGUGAGAAGCUUCAAGCUGUCAUAAAUGAAAAUCAGCAACUGCAGCUUCUCUACCUGGAAUGUAUUCUCUCAAUGCUAAAUAGUUCCUCUCCCAGUAUGCACAAUCACAGAGGAUUCACUGACCUUAUUUGGAAGCAAUUGUGUCCAGCCCUUGUAGUUAUCCUGGGAAAUCCAAUCCAUGACAAAACAAUCACCUCUGCCCACAGUAGCAUCUGUCUCGAGGCCGAUUCACCCUCCUCAGGGGUCGCUGAUCAUGGCCGAGGGUCAGGUUGCUCCUCCACAGCACCCGCCCUCAGUGGCCCUGUUGCUCGGACCAUAUAUUACAUUGCAGCAGAACUGGUUCGAUUGGUUGGGUCAGUAGAAUCCAUGAAACCUGUGCUCCAGUCACUCUAUCACCGUAUGCUGCUGUAUCCCCCACCCCAGCACCGAGUGGAGGCCAUCAAGAUCAUGAAAGAGAUACUAGGUAGUCCACAACGGCUCCGUGAUUUGGCAGGACCCUGCUCCUCUGAAUCAGAAUCCAGAAAGAGAUCAAUCUCGAAAAGGAAGUCCCAUCUGGAUCUUCUCAAACUUAUCAUGGAUGGGAUGACUGAAGCUUGCAUAAAAGGUGGUAUUGAAGCAUGUUAUGCCUCCGUUUCUUGUGUCUGUGCCCUGCUCGGAGCAUUAGAUGAACUAAGCCAAGGGAAAGGCCUUAAUGAGGAACAGGUCCACCUGCUACUCCGACGCCUGGAAGAAUUGAGGGAUGGGGCUGAGACAAGCCGAGACUCCAUGGAGAUCAACGAUGCUGACUUUAGGUGGCAAAGGCGCAUCCUGUCAUCGGAACGUACCUCCUGGGAAUCGAGAAAUGAGAAAAGUCCUGACAUUAGCAUUAGUGUUACCACAGAUACUGGUCAAACCACUUUGGAGGGAGAUAUGGGGCAGACUACUCCGGAGGAUAAUCCUGAAGAUCAAAAAAACUCUCUGCAGUCUCCAGCUGGCCAAGACUUUAAAGAGAUUGAGUGUAAAGAGCCAGAGUUGGAAACAACAGAGCAGCCAGAUGUGGUUCAAAGGAGUCACACCAUUGUUUAUCCAGAUAUAACUAAUUUCCUGUCGGUUGAUUGCAGGACACGGUCCUAUGGAUCCAGAUAUAGUGAAAGUAACUUCAGCGUUGAUGACCAAGAUAUUUCGAGGACUGAAUUUGACUCGUGUGAUCAAUAUUCCAUGGCAGCAGAGAAAGACUCUGGGAGGUCAGAUGUCUCCGAUAUAGGGUCUGAUAACUGUUCCCUGGCUGACGAAGAGCAGACCCCAAGGGACUGUCCAGGUCAUAGGUCCUUGCGUACUGCUGCUCUCUCUUUGAAAUUAUUGAAGAACCAAGAAGCAGACCAGCACAGUGCCCAGCUGUUUGUACAGUCCCUUGAAGCCCUUCUUCCUCGGCUUAUAACACUCCAUAGUAUAGAGGAGGUGGAUUCAGCGCUCCAGAAUUUUUCAUCGACCUUCUGCUCAGUUAUUCACCUUAUCCACGCCCCCAAAGUGACGUCAAUGGAAAGUCCAAGGAAGCAGCAGCACAGAACUUUCAAACCCUCACGAGAUAUGAUGUUCUCACCAGGAUUUGAGGGGAACCCCAAUUUCAGCUUCCAGACUCUGAUGAAUGCAGACAGUAUCUACAUGGUCUCACACUACACACUUCUCCUCAACCUGAAGUUAUCCAACUCUGACUACUACAGGAAGAAACCUGCCCAAGCACCUGUGUUGCUGAAGGAGUUUAUGAAGCAGGUUCAGGCCAGUGGAGUAUUGAUGGUGUUCUCUCAGGCAUGGGUUGAGGAGCUCUACCAUCAGGUACUGGAAAGGAACAUCCUAGGAGAGGCUGGUUACUGGGGAAACCCUGAGGAGCACCGUCUUCCGCUCAUCACCAUGUUGACUGACAUUGAUGGCUUGGGGAGCAGUGCAAUAGGUGGGCAGCUGAUGGCAUCUGCAUCAACACAAUCUCCUCUCUCCCAGAACCAGAAGACCGAUGAUUCUGUUGUGGCAGGUGUUGCUUUUGCCCGAUACCUUCUGAUCGGUUGCUGGAAGAAUUUGAUUGAUACCUUAUCCACACCUUUGACUGGUCGAAUGGCAGGAAGCUCCAAAGGGUUAGCAUUCAUCCUGGGAGCCGAAGGCGUCAAGGAGCAGAAUCAGAAGGAGAAAGAUUCCAUUUGUAUGAGCCUGGAUGGACUGAGGAAGGCGGCCCGGCUGAGCUGUGCUCUAGGGGUUGCUGCUAAUUGUGCAUCUGCCCUUGCCCAAAUGGCUGCUGCCUCCUGUGUUCAAGAAGAGAAGGAGGAAAGAGAAGCCCAAGAGCCCAGUGAUGCUAUAACUCAAGUGAAACAGAAAGUGGAGCAGAAGCUGGAACAGAUUGGGAAAGUGCAGGGAGUCUGCCUGCACCCUGCUCAUGUUUUGUGCAUGGAUGCCAUCCUCAAUGUGGGCCUGGAAAUGGGAAGCCACAAUCAAGACUGUUGGCCGCAUGUGUUCAGGGUGUGUGAAUACAUCAGCACUCUGGAGCACACCCAUUUCAGCGAUGGCGCAUCUCAGCCUCCUCUCACUAUAACCCAAUCGCAGCAGGCCGCAGGAGGGUUGCAGGCGGAUUAUCCGUCUGCAGACUCUCCCCAGGAAUUGACCCCUGAGCAGGAGACCACCCUAAGCAAUAAUCCCAUCAUCCAGCCCAUCUCCAUCCAGGACCUGAUCAAGGAGGGUAGCAAGGGCAGAGCUUUCGACUUUCGCGGCAGCAGCCUGCUAAGUGGGAGCAAUGCUGCCAAGGCUGUCCUUAUCCUCUCCACGCAGGCUGACAGGCUAUUUGAAGAUGCUGCUCACAAGCUAAACCUGAUGGCACUGGGUGGCUUCCUAUACCAACUCAAAAAAGCUUCUCAGUCCCAGCUCUUCUACUCAGUCACAGAUACAGUUGAUUACUCCUUAGCAAUGCCAGGUGAGGUAAAGUCAACCCAGGACAGGAGAAGUGCCCUCCAUUUGUUUCGUCUUGGGGAUGCCAUGCUCAGGAUUGUACGGAGUAAAUCCCGCCCAUUGCUCCACCUCAUGCGCUGCUGGAGCCUGGUGGCACCUCAUCUUGUAGAGGCUGCCUGUCAUAAGGAGAGACAUGUUUCUCGGAAGGCUGUCUCCUUCAUCCAUGACAUCCUCACCGAGGUGCUGACAGACUGGAAUGAGCCCCCUCAUUUUCACUUCAGUGAGGCGCUGUUCCGCCCCUUUGAGCGCAUCAUGCAGCUGGAGCUGUGUGAUGAGGAUGUCCAGGACCAGGUGAUCACGUCUAUAGGAGAGCUGGUAGAGGUGUGUUCCAUUCAGAUCCAGUCCGGGUGGAGGCCCUUGUUCAGUGCACUGGAAACAGUACACAGCAGUAGCAAGUCAGAGCUUAAAGAGUACCUUGUUGGAGAGUAUUCUAUGGGGAAAUGCCAGGCUCCAGUUUUUGAUGUUUUUGAAGCAUUUCUCAACACAGACAACAUCCAGGUCUUUGCCAAUGCUGCCACUAGUUACAUUAUGUGCCUUAUGAAGUUUGUCAAAGGACUGGGAGAAGUAGAUUGUAAGGAGAUUGGUGAUUGUGUGUCAGGAUCUAUGUCUACAGACUUGUGCCUUCCCGCUCUUGAUUACCUCAGGAGGUGUUCUCAGUUGCUAGCCAAAAUCUACAAAAUGCCCUUGAAGCCAAUUUUCCUCAGUGGCCGGCUGGUCAACUUGCCCCAAAGAGUGCAGGAGCCAUCAGCCAGCAGUGAGGAUGGGACUGAGUGUGUCCUUUCUGACUUUGAGGAUGACUCUGGCCUUAUCAAUGUCUGGAUCAUUCUGCUGGAAGAAUUAACUACCGCCAUAUCCAACUGUCCCCGCCAGCACCAGCCACCCACCCUGGAUUUACUCUUUGAGCUGCUGAGAGAUGUUGCCAAAAUUCCUGGCCCAGGAUUUGGCAUUUAUGCGGUUGUACAUCUUUUACUCCCCGCAAUGUCCCUCUGGCUCCGUCGUAGCCAUGGUGACCAUUCUUACUGGGAUGCGGCAUCUGCUAAUUUCAAGCAUGCCAUUGGCCUUUCCUGUGAACUGGUAAUGGAGCACGUUCAAAGUUUCACACAUUCAGACAUUGGCUACGAGAAUAUGAUUAAUACAAUGCUAAAAGAUCUCUUCAAGUUGUUGGUAGCCUGUGUGGCGGAGCCUACAGAAACAAUCUCCAGAGUUGGCUGCUCAUGUAUCAGGUAUGUCCUGGUGACAGCAGGGCCCGUUUUUACUGAAGAAAUGUGGAGGCUUGCAUGCUGUGCGUUACAGGACGCGUUCUCUGCAACUCUUGAGCCAGUAAAGAACCUAUUGGGCUAUUUCCACAGUGGUUCUGAAAGCUUUAGUGGCGAUGCCUGUGAAGUGAAGGUGGCGGCCCCGUCUCUCUCUCCCAGUGCUGAAGCUGAGUACUGGAGAAUCCGAGCCAUGGCACAACAGGUUUUCAUGUUAGACACCCAGUGCUCACCAAAGACCCCCAACAACAAGGAGGGAUUUGAACAUGCUCAAUCCUGUGUGCUGAUCAUUGAGCUGCCUGCUGACAAGAAACACAAUGGGCACACCCAGAAAAGUAUCCCUUUCAGGACAAUAGUGGUGAGUCUGUUGUCUCAUCAAGUGCUUCUCCAGAAUUUAUAUGAUAUCUUGCUAGAAGAGUUUGUGAAGGGCCCCUCUCACGUGGAAGAGAAGACAGUACAAGUGCCAGAAACCAAACUGGCUGGUUUCCUCAGGUACAUUUCCAUGCAGAAUUUGGCUGUCAUCUUUGACUUACUUCUGGAUUCUUAUCGGACAGCCAGAGAGUUUGACACCAGGCCUGGGUUGAAGUGCUUGCUGAAAAAAGUGUCUGGCAUUAGUGGAGCUGCCAACUUGUACCGCCAGUCGGCAAUGAGCUUCAACAUUUACUUCCAUGCCUUGGUCUGUGCUAUCCUGACAAACCAGGAGAACAUCACCGCAGAGCAGGUGAAGAAGAUCCUAUUUGAGGAUGAUGAAAGAAGCACAGACUCCUCCCAGCAGUGCUCUUCAGAAGAUGAAGACAUUUUUGAAGAAACUGCCCAAGUCAGUCCCCCAAGGGGGAAGGAGAAGAGACAGUGGAGGGCUAGAAUACCAUCUUUGAGUGUUCAGCCAGUGAGCAAUGCAGACUGGGCUUGGUUAAUCAAAAGGCUUCACAAGCUAUGCAUGGAACUCUGUAACAACUAUAUCCAAAUGCAUCUGGAUUUGGAGAAUAAUGUGGAGGAACCUCCAGUUUUCAAAGGCGACCCUUUUUUCAUCCUACCAUCCUUUCAAUCUGAAACCUCCACCCCGUCAACCGGAGGGCAGUCUGGAAAAGAUACACCCUCAGAAGAUGACAGAAGUCAAAGUAGGGAUCACUUGACAGACAAUCUAACUCCCAAGGGAGGCAGUGGAGAAAUGCUGCUUCUACCACCAUUGAGCCCUAAAAUGGAGAAAAAGGACCAAGCCAGGAAAAAAGAAUGGUGGGAGAGCGCUGGCAACAAAAUCUACACCAUAGCCACUGAUAAAACUAUCUCCAAACUCAUGACUGAGUAUAAGAAAAGGAAGCAGCAACAAAACUUGACCUCUUUCACCAAAGAUGUCAAAGUGGAAAAGAAGGGAGAGUUGUUGGGCUCAAGAGGUCAGGAUUCACCACUCCCUCAGCGACCACAACAUCUGGUGGACCAAGGCCAAAUGAGGCAUUCCUUCAGUGCCGGCCCAGAGAUCUUGAGGCAAGAGAAGAGGCCGCGCUCAGGAUCUACAGUCAGCUCCCUGAAUAUAUCUGUGCGAGAUGCAGAGGCACAAAUACAGGCAUGGACCAACAUGGUGCUGACUGUUCUCAACCAGAUUCAGACCCUGCCUGACCAAACAUUCACAGCCCUCCAGCCAGCUAUGUUCCCCUGCAUCAGUCAGCUGACUUGUCACGUGACCGAUAUCCGAGUCCGUCAGGCUGUGAGAGAAUGGCUGGGAAGAGUGGGAAGGAUCUAUGAAAUCAUUGUAUAAAGGAGACAUGUUUCAUUAGCAAGGGGAGAAGGAAUCCAAGGUUUUUACAGGUAUACAAACAGAAUGCCGUUACUGAAAGUAACUGGUACGGAGCUACACAUGCAAUGUCUAUUCAUGGUGAUAAAUUCUGAAACAGCAAGCCCUCCAACAUGUCCUUUACCUACUUAAGAUUGUAUGUUUGUCAUUCUCACCCCAACAAAGGAAGCGCUACACUUCACAUUAAGUAGCAUGACAUAACACCAAGUGAUGAAUCUGAAAAUUGCUGGUAAAUCAGGCUGGUACAUAAAGGCUCAGUAAAUUUCAUAGAUUGUGUAUGAAUGUGUUUCUGCAGUGAGGAAAGGAGAAGAAAUAGUCAGAAUCUCCGUGGAUGCAGUUAGGAUGAAAGCAUCUGUGUUCACCUAAUAUGGGUCUCUCAGAUACCUGUAAUUCCCAAGAUUUAGGACCAGAAUUAUCAGCCUGGCCUUACCUGGCCUCCAUUUUUUGAACAUGUAAUAUUGUGGGCCCCACUAAUUGAAAGUUCAGCGGAUUCAAUAAUUGGUCUCACUUAGAUGUUUAAGUACAGGAGUUGAUUAUGCUUCAAAACACAACUGGAUCACCUCAUUCACACACCUAGAUAACUGAAUAAUUGUGAGGAAAAAGCUGAGGGCACAACAAGUGAAGGCAGGGGGGAGGGGUUGUUUGUUUGUGGUACUCUUUUAAAUUUUCCACAUGAAACUAAAACACAUCUGGGAAAAAAGUCACUAUAAAGAUUAUUGCAUAUCCAAAAAAAAUUAUUAUUGAUCUCACUGCUUAGUAGUCAUUAAAAUUUACAUUCUAGGCAGAGGCUUUAAACCCGGGGUAUUGUGUGGCUGAGUAGGAGAGGCCUCUGUAACAUAGCAUGGGGGUAGUGGGUCCUUUUUGCUGCUAACAUAUGGGGCAUGGCUUGAAGAAAGGUGGAAUUUCCAGGGCUCCUCUUUAUUCCACUAUCAGCCACAUAUACAACAAAACCCUCUCUGCUAGUCCAUAUUGCAGAUACUAUUACAUUCAUUCCCCAGGCAUAACUCCCACCGAGGUCACAGUGGCAGUUCUUCUGUGAAGCUAGUGAUGAAUAUGCACUAGUGAGCUAAGUUGCAGCCUGGCCAAGAGAAUUGUGGCAAACACCUAGCAUUUAACCAAACAUGAUGGAAAUAUACUAUACAGCAGAGUCCUAUACAUAGAAUUGGCUCAUAUGUUUCCAUAGGAGAAGGUAUUCUCAUGUGUACAGCCAGUCUGCUGUAGCUCUAAGGAUCCCCACUAUUUGCAGCUAUAUUUACCCCCACUGCCAGUACCACUUAAUAUGAGUCAAACUGGACAAGAUCUGGCAGUGCAACUCUUCAGUUGGCCAGAGGAGGCCUGUGGUAGAGUGAGUUCCCUGCUCCCUCAUACUCCCAGCUUGUGCGGAGUUGACCAGUGCAGUGUCUGUGCGUGUAUUGGUGUAAAACAAAAUCCUCACUUCAAAAGAUGAACCUCAGCCAAGAAGAAUAUGCUCAUUCUGCAAGGAACUCCAUGUGAGUGGAACGCCUUUUAAAUCUGUGGAAUACCAUGUGAGUGCAGGGUUUCUCCUGUGCUGAUCUCCUUGCAGGAUUGGGGCCUAAGUUUCUGAUAGAAUCUCAGUGCUUUGGGAUGCUCGGGGGAGGAAAAAAGACUUAAAGCAGCCAUGAUAUUUCCAGUAAUUGUGAAUUGCUGGUUGAUGAAUAAGCAUGGUAGGUGUAAUGGAGGGUCAUCUCUGGUUGUGGAAUCUUAACACAGUCCCUCUGACAGAUGGACAAUGUCUACCUGGUGCUCCCUUAAUAAGUAGCCCCUGGGUUGAUCAUACUUUUGGUUGUUCCUCUAUUGUAUUUACAGAGAUUUUAACAAUUUUACAUAUAGACUUAAAUGCACCUCUAUACCUUAAACCUCUCUGGGUAUGUCUAUACAGCCUAUGGCAGCAAGUCUCAGCCUGGUUUGACACUCAGGCUUAUGCUAUUCUGUGAAAAACCACCCUGUAGACAUUGUGGCUCAGGCUUUGAACCUCCCUCCCCACUUUAGGCUUCAGUGCCCAAGCAGCUACAUGUCAAUUUUAGUGCCGUAGCACAAGCUGGGCAGUUUAGCUUUCUAGUGCAUAUUUGCUAUGUAGCAUCUUUUGCCACAAGUUUUUCACCCAUUCACACCAGACCUCAAAUGGGCCCAUACAUACGUUGUAUUGAGGGUUGCGAACCCUCUGGGAUCCUCCCAGUAUCUGCAUCAAUCUCCCAGUGACUAUUGAAAGCAAUCCAGGAGAUUUUAAUAGGCUAUUUUAAGAAAAUUACAUUACAUCAUGGUGGGGGGGAAAUCUCCCAGAAUAGCUUCAGGCAGAGUUGGCAACCCUCGUUGUAUCGCUUAAAUGUGCAUUUUCAACAGCUGGCUAAAAGGCACAUCUGUCUAACUGCCAAAAGAAGUUAGUUGGGUUUAUCUGAUCUGUGUUUUACAGUUUGUGCACGUGCCUUUACCCAGCAUACUACAGUCAAGUUAAUAUAUUCUGUGGUAUCAGCUCUCAUGUACCCGGCUGGAGCAUGUGGGUUUUUUCUUUUCCUUCCUCUGACAGCACACUGAGAAAUUAAGGCCAAAAUCUAUGAUAAAGUUAAAUUUGAGAUCUGAAAUUAACAGAAGAAAAGAACUUAAAAUCAGCUUCAUGAGCCCUGUAAGAAUUGCAGCAUAUUCUGUACAACUUGACUCCUAACGGCAGCUGAGUCUACCCCAUCCCCCUGCCCUGUUCCAACUUGGCUGCAAUAUGUGGGCACAGUGGCAGCAUCCAUAUGGAUGCCAAUCUUAGGGCAAUAUUCUUUCCUCUGAACUAGUUCCUGUGCAGUGCUCAGGCAGCACGAAGGAGGCAGAACGGGGCCAGGGCUUGCUAGCUGCACAUUCCCUGACAGAGGAGCUCUAAGCUUGCAUGCAAUGAGACCAAUUGAUUUCUGCUCCAGCCACCUUCCCACCCCCCUAUUGGGGUUAUUUUGGAGGGAUGGAGCAGAGUUAUCUGCUGGAAUGUAGUUCCCCAGCAGCUGUCUUGCCUUACACUGGGGCAGAUGGGCACACACAGGAAGCCGUAACUGGCUCCCUCACUCCCACCAUCGCCAUGACUACAGUGGGACAGGAAAUGGUUUGUCCACCUCAUGAGAAUGAGGUUUUUCUUUUAAAAAAAGUCUAAAUCUCAAAACUUUUCACUAACCAAAAAAUUGACCCAUUUUUGCUUUUACUUCAACUUGGUUCUGUGGUUGGUUGGUUUGUGCUAUAAUUUAACUUGAAUUUUAAAACAAAGUCAUUCUGACCUGAAAAAUUGAACUUUCUUUUAAAAGACUUAAAGGACGGGGUGGGGGAAACAUUUUGACACACAAUUAUUUUCCCACAAACACUUUUGGCCUCAGUCUCUAUGAAUGGGCAUUUUGGGUAUGAAAAGUUUUUAAUUGAAAAGUUCCUGACCAUCUCUCACCGCCACCCACCUGCACAGAGUUCGGCUCAUCGUAAGAGCAUGAGAGAGACUAGUCCUUCAUGUAACUCCUGCAGCUAAUUGGCUACAUCACUGCUUUUUAAAGUUUGGGGGGAGGGUUGUUUUUUUUUUUAAGCCAUCAACAUAAAGUGCCCACUCUCCCCACCAGUGCCUAAGGUUUUAAGAAGACAUUAACAAAUGUGUGUACAAUAUUGCUGGCAUUUAAUAAAAAAAAUUAGGGAAUUUUUUUUCUUGCAAAUAAUGUUGUAAGUGUAAAAGGGGUAUGUCUGGCCCACUACGACAGGUCUUUAAAACAGCUCCAGUCUAACUGCCUCACUUUGCCAUUGGUGAUGUUUUAACAUUUUAUGUAAACAGCAAAACCACCACAACCAUGAUGAUUUAAUGAAUAAUUUGUGUAGAAAGCUUGAUGAGACAUAAUGACCUCCAGGGAAAAGUAAACUCAGAAUCAUCACCACUCAGUUAUGCUUAGGCCCAGUUAGGUUUAUAGAGGAAAGAAAGGGUCCCCCUGACUGUAGUCCCUCUGGGAACCUCUCAAACCACUGUAGAGGUGAUGUGACAGCUCUCCCCCAUCCUCCUCCCAGCCCUCCAGUGUGGAGGGCAGGAUCAGGGACACGGCUGGAUAGCACAGUGCUAUGGCCACUUUCUGUUUCCGAGGGCCUGAUGGAAGAGAGUGUAAGUUAGAGAGCACUGUUGAGAAUCUUUUUAUUCCAGGGGUUCAGUAUGCUGCUGCAAAACCCCAAACUAUGGGGAGUAUAAGCUACCAUUGCCCUCCCCACCCCAUCCAAGUAACAGAGGGCUUUUCCACAGGGCAAGUUAGUGCACAGAAAGCCUGGGGGUGAAUCUACAACACACACCAGCUUACUACGCUGCCUGUGUUUUUCCUAUCUGCUUGCAAGCCAGGGUGUGAUGCUACAGCCCUCCCUGCUUGCAGUAACUUGUCUUGCUAUUUAAUCAUAAAAGGUGGGUGAGGUAAUAGCUUUUAUAAAUAUGAAAAGACAAGAUACUACCUCACCCACAUUGUGUCUCCAAUAUCCUGGGCACAACACAGCUACAACACUACACACAACAGUGUGAUUAAAUAGUCUGUCCUGAAUCAUGGGCCUUUUGUUCCAAAAAUUAAAGCAAAGGGAUAUCAGAAGCUUUAAACACAUGCUUGAGCUGAUUUUUUUUUUUAAUAUCGUAUUGGUAAAAGUAACAUCUACUGUAGUAAUUGAAAGAUUAGAGAAAAAAAUGAUUGCUUGAGACUGCAUUUGAUAGCACUUUAUGUAUAACUGUUUCGCCUCUUGUUGGUGUAGCUCUUUCACAAACUAACAGGAGAAUAAAACAUUUGAAAAAUAGUAAAAUGUGACUAAAACUUCAACAGUUGGCUGAUGGAAUCUGAGGCAGUUGUAGUACUAGAAACUACUUUAACGCUUUUUAAAAAACUGACUAGAUUUUAAGGUAGUGAAAGCUUAAAGAAACUCUUGUGGAAAAUGCAGGGUCUCAGCUUUAGGAAAAGAACUGUAUAUUAAGCAGGUACUAGUGUUAUAAAACAGGAUGCUCCGAUGAAGUGAGCUGUAGCUCACGAAAGCUUAUGCUCAAAUAAAUUGGUUAGUCUCUAAGGUGCCACAAGUACUCCUUUUCUUUUUGCGAAUACAGACUAACACGGCUGCUACUCUGAAACCUGUUACUAGUGAGUUCAUGGAGCAGACACUGUUGGAUUUCCACUUAAGAAAUACAAUAUUCUCUUUCAUACACAAGAGUCCCAUGGAAAUCAUUAAAGGACAUUUCAACCCCUGCUAGGAUAAUAGCGUGAGGUGAUGGGAACAUAUUACUAGUUUAAUUGGAAAAUUCUAAACAGCCUUUAAAGGCAGCCUGGUUUACAAUGCAUUUCAGACAGACACAAUUCUUUCUAGCUCUGGGUUAAAAACUGGAUUCUUCACCUGACUUGCUUCUGUGUUUCUUAUUUCCAUUUUGUGUGUCACACGUUUGUGUGUGUUUGUUUUUAAUUGGAAAGACAACAAUGAAUGUACAAGUUCUGCCAGCUUCUGCACCCUUGUAAAUAAUCUGUAGUAAAUUAUAAAAUGUUUUCUCCAGCGUUUUGUCAGUGAAAGAAACUGCUCCUGUGCUCUCAUAAGACGCCAUAACUCUGUUUUGUUCCUUUUUUCCUGUUUUGAAGGUGAUUUUUAAUUUAAAUAUGCAGUGUUUUUAUAAGGCCAUCCUGUCAAGGUGGAGCUUUUAAGAGAAUGUUUUUCAAGUGUUGCAUGGCAGUCCUGGGUAUUGUUUGUUAAUGAGAUUUUAAUUGUGGAACUCCCUCUUGUCAUGUUUAAAAUGUACCCCUCCCCAGAUUUUCUGCCCCUUCAACAAAACAAAUUUGAGAUUCCAAAUUCAGCUUUGGUGAUUAACUUUGAAACUCAUGGGCGGUACACAGGGAUCCAAACUGAACAAAGAUAUCCUACACUGGAGAACUGUACCACUGCCACCUGUCCUGGGGCCAUGCCUCCACCAGAGUUAACCUGUUUCAGAUGCAGCACGUCCACACUGUGCUUGUCAGUCACUGUACCACUGCAUUGCGAGUGCUCUUCUGAUAAAACUAGGCACAGCUCCUGGAGGGUCCACAAGAUAGGAACUCUAAUGAGAUGUGGCCGUUUAUGCACACCUCCUUAAGCGUGCAGGAGAGAAAUCUGGUACUGUGCCCUUCUUGAGAUUUGUAUCUCCUUAAGGCAUUUAGGACUCAAUCCUGCACUAUUGAAAUCUGAAGGGAGCAAGAUCAGACCCUUAUCCUGCUUACCUUUUCAGAUUCUUAGGAGAUUGCAAAGCUUCUCAAAAACCUCUGGAUGUAUACAGGCCCUCAUUCUAGUGUAUCUCCUGAGAUACUCAUGCACCCCUGCAAACAAAAACCUCCAGGUUUAGGACAGCUCUAGUUUUAUGGCCUGAUCGUAUAAGCCU
This is a messenger RNA of Caretta caretta (loggerhead turtle), 13273 nucleotides long. RefSeq names its product ARFGEF family member 3 (gene ARFGEF3). NCBI's taxonomy places the organism in Eukaryota, Metazoa, Chordata, Testudines, Cheloniidae. Gene Ontology annotation, biological process: regulation of ARF protein signal transduction. Gene Ontology annotation, molecular function: guanyl-nucleotide exchange factor activity. The record is from RefSeq and is a predicted model, not a curated record.